Messenger RNA from Neopelma chrysocephalum (saffron-crested tyrant-manakin), 1442 nucleotides. Its product is annotated as C-factor-like. The transcript is spliced from 6 exons. The coding region runs from base 32 to 793 and encodes 253 amino acids. NCBI's taxonomy places the organism in Eukaryota, Metazoa, Chordata, Aves, Passeriformes, Pipridae. The record is from RefSeq and is a predicted model, not a curated record.
CCGGGACCAGCCGGGCCGAGCCGAGCCAGCCAUGGCCCAGCCGCGCUGCCGCUCCGUGCUCAUCACCGGCUGCAGCCGCGGCAUCGGGCUGGGGCUGGUGCGGGGGCUCGCGGCCGCCACCCCCUCCCCAGACUUCGUCCUGGCGACCUGCCGGGACCCCGAGAAGGCGCAGGAACUCCAGCAGCUUAGCAAGCAGUACAGCAAUGUCAAGCUCCUCCAAUUGGAUGUGGUCUGUGAAAACAGCAUCAAGAAAGUAGUCAAGGAAGUGGAAGAAAUCGUGGGGGACAAAGGGCUGAACUGCCUCAUCAACAACGCCGGCAUCAACGUGCUCGCCUCCUUGGAAGAGGUCACGGCAGAGACGAUGCUCACCAUCUAUGAAACCAACACUGUUGCCCAGCUGAUGGUCACCAAGGCGUUCUUACCCCUCCUGAGGAAGGCAGCCCAGCUGAGCACAGGAAUGGGCUGCCACAGAGCUGCUAUUAUCAACAUGUCCUCUCUCGCUGCCUCCAUGCAGCUCGUCCAGGCAAAUGAGAUGUUCCUCAAGGUCUAUCCCUACAGGAUAGCCAAGACUGCACUGAACAUGAUCACCAGGUGUCUUGCUGCAGACUUGAAAUCGGAUGGAAUUCUCUGUAUUUCUUUGCAUCCAGGCUGGCUCCAGACAGACAUGGGUGGAAACAUGGCUCCCAUGCAGGUGCAAGAGGCUAUCCCAGGUAUUCUCUCUGUUCUGGACCGUCUUGGUGAAAAAGAGAAUGGUUCCUUCCUGGACUGGCAAGGGGAAACUCUACCAUGGUAGAAGUGCACAGGUUACUACAGAAGCAGCACGUCAGCCACACUCUAACCUCUCAUGUCUGUGUCUCUGGGGUUUUCUCACACACUAGUUGAAGUAGCCAGUCUGAUAUCCAGCCUCUCUAGGUGUCUUUGAAAAAUGAAGUGGCUGACUCUCUCACUCGAUAUUGCUACUGCUCUGUUCUAAUGCUUCCUGCAAACACUACUGUGCUCUUGGUGGUGGUGGGUAUCUCCUGGAACCGUCUGAAAUGGAUUAAAACCUGCGAGUUAAAUCCAGGGGCUGGUUCCUCUUCACUUCUGAAACCAAAGCGGGCCUCUUGCUCUCUGCAGAGUUAAAUGACCUGACCUCAGAGCAAGGCCAGUGUAGGCUGUCAGAUCCCAGGAUGCUCAGUCUGCUGGAGACAUGUCUCCAGGAAAAAGGUCCUUUGGUUUCCUUUGGUCCUAACUGAGCCAAGGCUGAAAGUGCCCAGCUCUAAACCAUGUGAAUUUGGUACUUCUGUAAAUUCCUUGGCAAACUGUCCCCAGGUUGACAGCAUACACCAGGCAUUGCUUCGUUCCCAGCGGGUGACUAACAUCCUGAUAUGGGGGUGGGAAUGUUGUUUUGUACAUAAACUUCUGAAGUGUCUUCAAUAAAGUCUUGUUUAAAAAACCAGUCU